CUCAAAACUGAAAUAGCAGAUUAUGCAGUUUUGUUUUUGUGCAGUGAAAUGUGUCAAAUGUAGUUAUGACUGGAAACUUUCUUCUCUUUUUUCUUUCACGUGACAGUAUAAAUCAUGGUCUGUGGAAGGAAGCACAUCAUCAUCAUUGACCUACAUAAGCAAUAAAAUGGAAGAUUUGAGAUCAUACCAAACUUCUUUUUUUCUGCAUUUAUUUCUUAAAAUCAUAAUACCAACAAUAUUAGUUUGUAGCCUAUGACGUACACAAGAUCCCAGCAACCAUUAUCACCUACUUUUACAACUUUUUAAAUGCAGUCAUAAUUAUGACAUAAAUACAUGAUUUGAAAUAGCAUUUUCUUCAUCUAUUUAAUGACUGCCAAGCUGUCAACUGCUGUUGAUUUUAAACUUGAUUUUAAACUAGCAAGGGCAGUUUUACUCAUUAGCAGGAAAAGGACACAAAUCAUGUGAAUGCUAUUAUGUAAACCAAGUGUUUUGAAACUCCCAUUAACUGGCAACUACCUUAAAAUGUUACUAAGGAAUAACCACAACACUUUAAAGAACAACUGGCUUCAUUGUGAGAGCAAUACUUUCAUUUCACAUUUGUCAAGGAAAAGAGAAAUGGCUGAGUUUUGAAGUAGGUGUCUUUAACCCUCCCGCUGAUCUUUAAAAACACUCAAAUAUCCCUCUCAAAACAUCCACGUCGCUCAAUAUUAGUCUCAAUUUGCUGUGCAGUUUUCUAGCAAUUUCUUUCAGUUUAUCAGAAGAAGUACUACUUACAGAACUGAAAACAUUAAGAGAACAUCAUGACUGAAGAUUAUACAUCUACAGAACCAGAAGACCAACUUUGUCGCAAAGAAGAGGUGGUCAAAGUUGGAUCAAUUGUUGUUCCAGUUUUCUUCGCUCUGCUGGUUGUGUUUAGUUGCAUUGGAAACCUGCUGGUUCUGGUCAUCCUGGUGCUGUAUGAGAAGUUUAGAUCGCUGAUCAACAUCCUGAUCCUUAAUUUAGCUGUGUCAGAUCUGCUGUUCACUUUUAGCCUUCCAUUUUGGGCCUCGUAUUUCAUCUGGGGUUGGACAUUUGGAGAGGCUGGCUGUAAAGCUGUGAAGUUUCUGUUCUAUGUUGGCUUUUGCAGCAGUGUGUUGUUCCUGACUGUAAUGACCGUUCAGCGUUACAUGGCAGUGGUUCAUCCUCUGUCUGACUGGGAGAGAUGCAGAAGCUUUUCGGUUGCUCCCUUUAUCAUAUGGAUCUUGAGUGGAACAGCUGCACUGUUAGUCUCCCUUCAUAGCCAAGUCUUAGAACAUGAAGGAAAUCUUUACUGUGAAUUUGACAGUGUUCAAGCAAAACAUGCCACUGUUUAUUUACAAAAUGUUUUCUUCUUGAUUGCAUUUUGCAUCAUGGGAUUUUGUCAAGUCAGAAUGUUCCAGACAAUCGCACAAUCCCGAUCAAAGCGGCGACACAAGACUAUCAAACUAAUAUUCUGCAUUGGGCUGAUAUUCUUCAUCGGUUGGGCUCCAUACAACAUUGUUAUGUUCUUGAGAAUUCUGCAGGAUUAUGGUUUGUCUUCAUUCAUAGACUGUAAUGCAUCCAUUCGUCUUGAUUAUGCAUUUUAUGCUUGCCGACUGUUGGCUUUUUCACAUUGUUGCUUAAACCCAGUGUUUUAUGCUCUAAUUGGAAAAAAAUUUCAGAAACAUUUACAGACGAUAUUGAAGAAAAUGUGUUGAAAAUCAAGCAGUUCUCAGGGAUGUUAUUUUCCGUAUUUUCCGACCUCUGAGGGACGACCCAUGUGAUUCGCGUAGAUCCAAAUUUUUUUUUUUUUGAGGGGGCGGGGGGUAGUUUUGUUACUGCAUGAUGAUUGAAAUCGCGCAAAUAGCCUUAAAGGUGCAAAGUGUAAUAUUCACAAAGAUCUAUUGACAGAAAUGCAUUAUAAUAUACAUAAUUAUGUUUUCAGAGGUGUAUAAAGACCUUACUUAAUGAACCGUUAUGUUU
Molecule: messenger RNA, 1980 nt
Organism: Cyprinus carpio (common carp)
Lineage: Eukaryota; Metazoa; Chordata; Actinopteri; Cypriniformes; Cyprinidae
Product: chemokine XC receptor 1-like
Biological process (GO): chemotaxis; G protein-coupled receptor signaling pathway; immune response
Cellular component (GO): membrane
Molecular function (GO): chemokine receptor activity
Source: RefSeq, a predicted model, not a curated record